This is a messenger RNA of Phialemonium atrogriseum, 1574 nucleotides long. RefSeq names its product magnesium transporter. Bases 167 to 1435 code for a protein of 422 amino acids. NCBI's taxonomy places the organism in Eukaryota, Fungi, Ascomycota, Sordariomycetes, Cephalothecales, Cephalothecaceae. Gene Ontology annotation, molecular function: magnesium ion transmembrane transporter activity. Gene Ontology annotation, biological process: magnesium ion export from mitochondrion. The record is from RefSeq and is a predicted model, not a curated record. The transcript has 3 exons.
CGCACGGGCCCAACCUCGGGGCGCAAAAAAUUGUAGGAGGGAAAAAAACACAACCCGGGUGCAGAGUCGGGACUCACUAGCCGUAACUUAUCUCGACGACGACUCCUUCUCGAAAGCGCCCACGACGGGAGCUGCGCACACCUCCUUCCUCUAUACCUGAAGGGCGAUGGUGUUUGGCUCUGGUGCCGGCAGCUCCCUUUCUUCACCACCGAAUGGGCCAGGCGACCACAACCUCGACCGAGUUUCUGCCCUGCUCGACGAUGGACUUACAUCCCAGACGGGCUUCUGGUCGGACGUCAAUACAGCAGGAAGGAACUCGCACAUUGGCGAUAUGAGUCCUCAACAUGGGGAGCUGGAAAACCGGCCGCCUUACAUUCAUUCCAUGAUUGCCGGAGGUUUGGGCGGAACAAGCGGCGACAUGCUGAUGCACUCGCUGGACACUGUGAAGACGCGACAACAGGGCGAUCCACACAUGCCACCGAGGUACACGUCCCUGGGCUCCUCUUACUACAAGAUCUUGCGGCAAGAAGGCGUUCGAAGGGGCCUGUAUGGCGGCUGGCUCCCGGCACUUCUUGGCUCGUUUCCUGGAACGGUCCUCUUCUUCGGCACAUAUGAGUGCAGCAAACGUCAUAUGCUCGACUACGGCGUCCAGCCCCAUCUAGCGUAUCUUGCAAGCGGCUUCCUCGGAGAUCUCGCUGCGUCAGUUGUCUACGUUCCGUCCGAAGUUCUGAAAACGCGGCUCCAGCUCCAAGGGCGCUACAACAACCCUUUCUUCAACUCGGGAUAUAACUAUCGUGGGACGCUUGAUGCCGCACGAACCAUUGUGAGGCUCGAAGGGUUCCCAGCGCUCUUCUACGGUUACCAGGCGACGCUGUACCGAGACCUUCCGUUUUCUGCGCUCCAGUUCAUGUUCUACGAACAGGGUCAGAGCUGGGCCCGAGCCUGGAAGGACAGCCGAGAUAUCGGAUGGCAGCUGGAACUCGUCACGGGCGCCGCUGCUGGGGGCCUCGCCGGGACCAUGACUUGCCCUCUUGACGUUGUCAAAACCCGCCUCCAAACCCAAUUAAAUCACGAUGCCGGGAGCUUCCAUCAGGAGCCGGUGGCGAGCAAGGGACAGGGCGCAGAUCUGAAGGAUGGCCACACGACACAGGCGACAGCGACGGCGAAGCAAGGCCCUCAGAAACGCCUAAUCUCGACCUCUUCGCCAUCAACAUACACACCACGGCCCGGAGCGGCCAACCUACAGACCUCGUCGGUGUACGAAGGACUGAAGGUGAUAUAUAGAACGGAAGGCUUUGGGGGGUGGUUUAGAGGCGUCGGCCCACGAGCUGUUUGGACGAGCAUUCAGAGUGGUUGCAUGUUGUUCUUGUACCAGACCAUCUUGCGACAGUUGGAGGUGUAUUUACCAAUGGAGAGGCCGGAACUUGGAGCAUGAAUGGAUGCUCAUCUGUAUAAACACUGGGUACGCAUGUAUUAUUGUACUGUACUAAUGGGGGGUCAAGCAUGGCGUUCAGGGCUUAGAUAGACGGGCAUUCAGCAUAGACAUGGAAAUCAGAAGAAACCCCUUCACUUCA